CCUCGGAUUACUCAUCAUACUUGUUUCACUCGCGUUCUGACUUAUAUGAGAGAAUCUGGCAACAAAAAAAAAAGCAAACAUGACUUUAUAGAUGACGUUUCUAAGUCUGUUUUGCACCGCAAAAAAAAUCGUAUUUGCAAACGCGAUCAUUGUUUUCCGAGAAAUGCUUUGAUGUUUUGAUAAAGUGAUACAUUUAAUACAUUCUUCAACCAGUGGCGAGAAAGAGGCAUCUCCAGAAAAAAAACGGGAAGAAAGUCAAUGAUCAGCACUUCGCUAUGGAACUCUUUGGGCUUUUGAAGACACAGUUUAUUUUUCACCUCUUCAUCUGUUAUGUGUUUCUAGUCAGUGGGCUUAUAGUCAACUUCUUGCAGCUCUGCACGCUACCAUUGUGGGCCAUUAACAAACAGCUGGCUCGUAAGGUCAACUGUAGACUGGCGUACUGUGUCAGCAGCCAGAUGGUGGCAGUGCUGGAAUGGUGGUCUGGGACCGAAUGUACACUAUACACUGACCCUGAAUCCUACCCUUUCUACGGCAAAGAAAACGCAAUUGUUAUCCUCAACCAUAACUUUGAGAUUGAUUUCCUGUGUGGGUGGACCUUCUGCGAAAGAUUUGGCGUGUUAGGGAGCUCAAAGGUGCUGGCAAAGAAAGAACUUGCAUAUGUGCCUGUAAUUGGCUGGAUGUGGUACUUCCUGGAGAUUGUCUUCUGUAAGAGGAAAUGGGAAGAAGAUCAAAAGACGGUUGCGCAAAGUCUUCAACGCCUAAAGGAUUAUCCAGAGAACUUUUGGUUCCUUCUAUACUGUGAGGGCACUCGCUUCACUCCGAAGAAACACAAGAUUAGUAUGGAAGUGGCAGAAAAAAAGGGGCUUCCCAAACUCAAGUACCACCUCCUGCCUCGCACCAAGGGAUUUUGCGUCACUGUUCAGAACCUACGAGGAACAGUUACUGCUGUGUACGAUUCUACACUUAAUUUCAGAAACAACCAAACACCAUCAUUGCUUGGAGUGUUAAAUGGGAAAAAGUACCAUGCUGAUUUAUAUGUGAGGCGAAUUCCACUCGACUCAAUCCCAGAGAACGAGGCUGAAUGUGCGAUGUGGCUCCAUAAACUUUACCAGGAAAAGGAUGAGUUCCAGGAAAAAUACAGCCUGACCGGGCGUUUCCCCGGCCCCACAGUGAGCCCCCCUCGCCGCCCUUGGGCUUUGCUCAACUGGCUGUUUUGGAUCUCGCUUCUACUCCUUCCCCUUUGUCUAUUACUGCUGCAGUUGUUCAACUCGGGCUCGGCUUUCACCAUUUUUGUCACAGUUGCCAUUUGCAUUGCAGGCUCUCUUGCUGUUCGCUGGAUGAUAGGCCAGACCGAGAUUAACAAGGGUUCAAGCUAUGGAAACAAAGAGGGUCUUCUUAAUAACAACUCCUAAUGGAGUCUCCAGCAGCAGAACUUAAUUAACAUCUACCUGAGAUGAGCUUUUUAUUAAAAGCAAGAGGGCAACAUCUAAGUGGUGCAAUGCACUGGCAGCUAUUGGUGUUUGAGGAGUCGGAAUCCUCUAAAAGGAAAACAGGAUGUCACGUAAUCAAGAUAUAAUAAAAGAUAUUUUAUAAUCAUUAUAAUA
This is a messenger RNA of Silurus meridionalis, 1604 nucleotides long. It is a transcript of the gene agpat4, whose product is annotated as 1-acylglycerol-3-phosphate O-acyltransferase 4 (lysophosphatidic acid acyltransferase, delta). Gene Ontology annotation, cellular component: mitochondrial outer membrane; endomembrane system. The record is from RefSeq and is a predicted model, not a curated record. The coding region runs from base 276 to 1412 and encodes 378 amino acids. NCBI's taxonomy places the organism in Eukaryota, Metazoa, Chordata, Actinopteri, Siluriformes, Siluridae. Gene Ontology annotation, molecular function: 1-acylglycerol-3-phosphate O-acyltransferase activity. The transcript has 9 exons.